AUGUUUAUUAUAUAUGUAAAAAUAUAAACAAAAAAAUCAAGUUUAAAUAAAACAAAAAAAUCUUUAAGCAAGAAAUAAUAACAUAAUCAAACUUCAUAGAGAAGUAGAAAUAAGAUUAAAUAGGGAAUCUAUAGAUCCUCAUAAUUAUUGGAUUAUUGUAGCAAAAGGAAUGGAAAGACCUUUUACUUGAAAAUUUUUGGAUGCAAUUUUAUUAUUAAUGCAAACACAAUAAAUAAUGAGUUUAAUAAUUUUUUGAUUUCAUAAAUGAUAAAUAUAAAAGUGAUACUAACUAUCAAGCGUUACAUCAUUUUUCUAACAUUAUAAAAAUAGUGUAGAAAUUAUUGA
Paramecium sonneborni is the source of this 345-nucleotide messenger RNA. Lineage: Eukaryota; Ciliophora; Oligohymenophorea; Peniculida; Parameciidae. The record is from the annotation of a GenBank genome assembly.